This is a messenger RNA of Dendrobium catenatum, 654 nucleotides long. RefSeq lists its product as uncharacterized. The transcript is spliced from 3 exons. NCBI's taxonomy places the organism in Eukaryota, Viridiplantae, Streptophyta, Magnoliopsida, Asparagales, Orchidaceae. The record is from RefSeq and is a predicted model, not a curated record. Bases 62 to 388 code for a protein of 108 amino acids.
CAAACAAGCUUUUUUUAUUAAUCCGCAAAUCUACCAUCCAGCGGCGGUGUCUUUCACUUCAAUGGCUUUGAUAAUACAUUGCUGGAGGCGACUUGCCGCCACCGGUCGCCGACCAGCGGCGGAUAUUAAUCCGCUUCUCUACCCUUCCGCUUCUAGAUUCUACUACACACCGCCGUACUUGAUAAAGGUGGGGAUUCCUGAUUUUCUUAAUAGCGUGGGGAAUGGGGUGGAGGCGCACGCUGCGAAGUUGGAGACAGAGAUUGGAGACUUCAACAAGCUUCUUGUUACGAGGACGCUUCGCCUCAAGAAGCUCGGCAUUCCUUGCAAACACAGGAAGCUGAUAUUGAAAUAUACACAUAAGUAUAGGAUGGGACUAUGGAAGCCUUGAGCGGACCAUCAAAAGGCUUAAUCAGGCUUGACAUCCAGAUUGUAGCAUCCAACGUAUCAAUAGUUUUUCAUAAUUUUUAUUUUUAAAAGAAGCGGCUUUCUAAUAGCAUGUAUUAUAAUUUUGUAUAAGGAAUUAGAGUCCUUUUUUCUUGUGGAAGGAAGUAAGAUUGUUUGUCUAUUUAUUUUUAUUUGUACUAACUCCUAUCUUUAUGGAUGCUAAAUGCUCAGAGGUUAAGUUUGUAAUGAUGAGAUUGAUUUUUCUCAUUA